Messenger RNA from Pecten maximus, 5121 nucleotides. Its product is annotated as tubulin polyglutamylase TTLL7-like. Gene Ontology annotation, biological process: protein polyglutamylation; microtubule cytoskeleton organization. The transcript has 19 exons. Gene Ontology annotation, molecular function: tubulin binding; tubulin-glutamic acid ligase activity. The record is from RefSeq and is a predicted model, not a curated record. Gene Ontology annotation, cellular component: cilium. NCBI's taxonomy places the organism in Eukaryota, Metazoa, Mollusca, Bivalvia, Pectinida, Pectinidae. Bases 208 to 3030 code for a protein of 940 amino acids.
UACCAACAAACAUGGCGUACGUCUGAACGGGCACCUGCAUGGAAGUGGCUGUCAUUACACAGCUCUAUUAGUGAUAAGAUUAAUCAUUGAUUCAUCAGAUAGAACCUAUGGCUUAGAUUCAGAAUUCUGUGUGUUGCAAUGGAAAUAGAGGAUUUUACAUUAGAAGAUCUUUUGGAUUAUAAUUUGAAAUUGACUUAAUUUGAUUGGAUGAUAAGACAACCAAAGGCGGGGCUUGAAAGGAUGCCAGGCAUGAAGCCUAGCUCCUCUGUCAGCUCCCUGGCAUCAACUGAGAAGCAAGAUGUAACCUUAAGUUCCCUGAUGCACUACACACAACGACCAAGUGCCAAGACCACAGGACCACUUCAACAAACAGGUCGACGCCAUGACGAUCGUCUCGACGAAAGACAACAGGAAAUGGCAGAAGCAGAUGACAGACUCAAAGGACCUCUUAUACCUAAAAAGAAACGGAAAAAGAAAAGUCUGAUCACUGUCAACCUUAGUGGCACCCGUUAUGAUGUCAUUCGUCAGAUGUCUGAAAAGCUUGGAUAUGCUGUUGCCAAAGAUGACGACCCAAACAGCUAUCUAUUUUGGAAUGACUGUUUUGUUGCCACGGAUCGGAUCUCGGAGAUGAAAUCUUUCCAAAGGAUCAACCAUUUCCCAGGGAUGGGGGAAAUCACACGCAAGGAUUGUCUGGCCCGCAACAUGGCUAAAGUACAGAAACAACUUGCUGAUGACUUUUCCUUUGCUCCUAAAACCUGGAUCCUCCCUGCCGACCACAGCCUUUUACUUAACUACGCCAAGGACCUACGUGCAAAGAAAAAAACCAAAACAUUCAUCAUUAAACCUUCCAAUGGAGCUCAGGGACAUGGGAUUCAGCUCUUUAGAAAUGCAGAAAAAAUUCCCCAGACAGAACAUUUUAUAGUACAAGAAUAUAUAGACAAACCACUGCUGAUGGAUGGCUACAAGUUUGACCUCCGUCUCUACGUACUUGUGACCUCGUGUGACCCACUCAGGGUGUUUCUAUUUGACGAUGGCCUUGUCAGACUAAGUACUGAAAAAUAUCUUGCACCAACUGAAGCCAACAUUAACCAUUCAUUCAUGCAUUUAACAAACUAUUCUGUGAACAAGCAUAAUGAGUUCUAUGAGAAAGGAGAGUCUCUUAGCUCAGGAAGUAAACGUUCAGUUCAAUUCUUCCGUGAAUAUUUGAGACAAAAUGACAUCAACGAUGGACUUCUGUGGCAAAACAUUGGUGAUAUGAUCGUGAAGACACUGAUUGUGUCAGAGCCACACUUGUUGCAUGCUUACCGGAUGUGUCGACCCGGAGCUGCACCAGGAAGUGACAGCGUUUGUUUUGAGGUGCUAGGAUUUGAUGUGUUAAUUGACAGGAAGCUCCGCCCAUGGCUACUAGAGGUAAAUCGUUCGCCUAGCUUUGGGACAGAUGAGAGAGUAGACUACGACAUAAAGUCAGCCUUGAUAGAGGACACAAUCAGAUUGCUCAACAUUAAAAUAAGUGACAAGAGCAGAAACAUGGCUGCCCAAAAAGCAGAGGCCAGAAAGAGGCUUUUCCGACAAAAUAAACGGACCGAUGGACCUGAUAUAACAGAAUAUGAAAAGAAGCGACAGAGCAUAGAGAAACGGAAAGAGGAGCUUAAAGAGACACUGGCUAGAAUAAGGAAGGUAUCAGCUAGAGAGGACUAUGAGAACAGAAAUCGUGGCCGAUUCCGACGAAUCUUCCCUCCGGAUGACAAAAUCAGGCAUGAACGCUAUGUCCAGUUGCUAUCCUCAACAUUUGGAAUUUUCAUGUCGGGCAAAGCACCAGCUAUGCAAAAAGAAAUCCAGAGAGUUUAUAACAAUAAAUUGAAGGAGGUUGAUGUCAUGGAUAUGUUGGCAGAAUGUGAAGCAGAUGAAAAAGAAGGGAAAUAUUAUACAGGUGGCACAGGCAAACCUAGAGGCCCGAAGCCUCUUUAUAACACAACAGGAAGGUUUCAUUAUAAUCACGGCAAGCCAUUACUUAGCAUGCCUGUGAGUGUCCCAUCACCCCUCGAAAAUGAUGAGGAUGAGGAUGAGGAGAUGGAGGAUGAGGAGACAGAGAGUAUGUCGGCCUCUGGCUCACCCUCCAUGGCGCGUCAGGGCUAUCAUCCUGGUAGACGCCCUGGCUCUUCUGGCCGACCAGACAGCAGAUUGAGUAACGAUGGUACAUCAAGUACUUUCAAUUCUAGACCAAAUUCGGGUGUUAGGUCAAGGCCAACCAGCAAUAUGUCAGCAGCUAACCAAAGGUCAAGGUCACUGUCCCGUACAGGCAAUGGGAAGCAUACACCGCUACAGCGAUCCACAGUGCAGGACGACAACUUCCUACUGAGUGUGGUGAAGGAACGGGAGGACGAGUUAACUAGAAAGACACUAGUCGCUCUCAACGAGAUGAGAAUCAAGUUCCCUGGCAAGUCUGACCAGGAGGCAGAAUAUAUUCUGGAUAAGUUGCACGAGAAUUGGAAAUUCCACAAACCAAGGAUAGCAUCCUACUGGCUGGUGAAACUAGACUCCAUCAAACGCAGAAAGGUGAUUGAUAUUGUGCGUUCUAAUGUGCGGGCGGUGCUCCUGCGUACAUGGCGUGUCAGUGAUGUGGAUAGCCUCAAGGUGUAUCGCAUCUUCAACAGGGUGUUUAACCGCUUACUGUGGAGUCAUGGCCAGGGGCUGUGGAACUGCUUCUCUUCAUCCAGCAAUGCCACUAGCUGGGAGGCCAUUUUCAGUAAAAGUUCAGAGAACAUCUGUGAGGCUGAACUAAACUGCUGUCGCCGUAUUGUCCAGCUCUGUCGCGACUGCCUUCUUAUUGUGUAUCAGUUUGCUGCCGAGGCCAAAUCUUCCCAAAGCAACACUCCUCACCCUAGUAGUGUGGAUGAGCAUUCUUCUACUGGGCAAUCCAUUUCUGCCAGAGACAAAUCACUGUCACUCAUCCCUCCCAACACGCAAACCAUGAGUCAGAAGUACUCCAAACUUUACCCAGCCACUCGAACACCAAGCAUGGGAUCAUGACAGGUCAAAGGUCAAUGAUUGUCAUCAUUAGAUUCAAAAUAGAACACAGAAACUGUGAUGCUGCAGUAUGCUUUUAUAGAAAAUGCUGAUCUUAUGUCAUCUAAGUCUGUUUUUAGUCUCCAACAUUUUAUAGAGCCUUCAUUGUAGUAUCACAGGAGGCUUGCUAGACCAGAGGUGUUAGUCAGAUCAGUGUAGGACUACACAUUCUCAUCUGGAUGUUAGGAGAAAGGGACUAUACAGGUUUUCAAAUGUCAAAUGUUCGACUGACACACUGUCUGUAAUCCAAAAUGGUGGUAGGUGAAAGGCUCAAAAAGAUAGGAAAAGAAUUCAAGCUUAACACACGCAAUGCUGACAGUGUAUUUCUGCCUUCUUUCUUGACGUAAUGUGUGAUCAUAUUUUGAAACACAAUUUUUAAAGAAAGCCAAAUAAGUUGUUAUCAACCCUGUACUUGACUGGAUGUAAAUUUUCUGACAUCUUGUGUCAGAAGUCAGGGUCCAAUGUUCAAGUUAUGAAGGUGGAAAGGUCCAUGCCCAGCUUUUUUGUAGCCUAUAUAUGGGCUAGACUAAGCUAUAUUAUAGUGUUGUAGUAUCAGACAGCAAUAGGUCAUGAAGAUAUUUAUACAUAUAUAACAAACGAUUUAUAAACCUGAUAUAGUAAAGCUUUAGAUAUGUGUCAAUUUGUGACAUUGAAGUAUGAAUGAAUUAUUAAAGUGCUACCAUAGAUUUUAUAUUAGAAAGUUUUUUUUUUAAUUAUUAUAAUUUGUAAAUAUACAAAUAUGUAGAUAUAUGUAUGUUACCACCGAAUCCAGUAUGUAUAGCGUCACCUAUUUAUCCAAUCCAGGAGAAAGAUGAUUUUAUUAGAAUGUUGAUAUAUAUAUUUUUAGUACUAAUUAUAAUAUUAAAAUACAAUAUGUAGAUCAUACUACACUAUAGUUAUAAAGCUAACAAUUCUGUAAAUCUAGAUUAAAAUUGCUUCCAAUCCAAUUUUUGUGGUUAUUAGUGUGAAAUGUCAAUAAAAAGAUAUCUCGAGUCCCAUCAGUACAUUAAUACCAGUGGCUAAUUAAAAGGAAAUGUAAGUGAAUAUUAAAUAAAAUGAAACUUUUUAUGUAAUUUAAAUCUUCAUUAAUGAAAUCCUGUAUUUUGAUAAAUUGUCCGUUAUAGUCACCCGAACACCUACCUCUUUUCAUUCCUCACACUUGCCAUAUGAGUUAAAUAUGUACUAUGUUAUUCAGUAUACAUGGCAGCCUUAAAAGACAUCUAUCUCUCAGAUAAAUGAGAAGUCAGAUCGGUUUUUAAAGAUAAUCUCAACAACAAAAAAUCUCAAAUGGAAACAAAACUCGCAGUUCUCUCUUAACGAACCAUGGAAACAAAAGGUGUAGUUCUGUCUUAACGAACCAUGGAAACAAAAGGUGUAGUUCUGUCUUAACGAACCAUGGAAACAAAAGGUGCAAUUCUCUCUUAACGAACCAUGGACACAAAAGGUGUAGUUCUGUCUUCACGAACCAUGGAAACAAAAGGUGCAGUUCUCUCUUAACGAACCCUGGAAACAAAAGGUGCAGUUCUCUCUUAACGAACCAUGGAAACAAAAGGUGAAGUUCUGUCUUAACGAACCAUGGAAACAAAAGGUGUAGUUCUGUCUUAACGAACCAUGGAAACAAAAGGUGUAGUUCUCUCUUAAUGAACCCUGGAAACAAAAGGUGUAGUUCUGUCUUAACGAACCAUGGAAACAAAAGGUGUAGUUCUGUCUUAACCUUAAACAGUCAGAACCUCCCAACAUCAUCUAACCAGACCUGUUUGUAUAACACUGUGACCUACUCCAUAAACUGUCUGUAUCAAACAGUGACCUGAACUGUCUGUAUCAAACUGUGACCUCAACUGUCUGUACCAAACUGUGACCUCAACUGUCUGUACCAAACUGUGACCUCAACUGUCUGUACCAAACUGUGACCUCAACUGUCUGUACCAAACUGUGACCUCAACUGUCUGUACCAAACUGUGACCUCAACUGUCUGUAUCAAACUGUGACCUCAACUGUCUGUAUCAAACUGUGACCUCAACUGUCUGUAUAAAACUGUGACCUGAACUGUCUGUA